Messenger RNA from Fusarium keratoplasticum, 1245 nucleotides. RefSeq lists its product as uncharacterized. The transcript is spliced from 3 exons. Lineage: Eukaryota; Fungi; Ascomycota; Sordariomycetes; Hypocreales; Nectriaceae. Bases 1 to 1245 code for a protein of 414 amino acids. The record is from RefSeq and is a predicted model, not a curated record.
AUGCCAUCAGGCAACCAGGCCAACAUCUUCACGUGCACAUUCUGCUUCCACCUCUCCAACGGGCCUCCCCACGUCAUUGGCCGCUCAGCUCGUCUCGCUUGUUCCCCAUGCCACGCGGCGCUUCUCGACCUCGCCAUCUGCUGGGUGUGCGGAGAACUCAUAUUCCGAGGCGACGAGUGCGACGAGGAGACAGCAGAGGAAGGAGUCAAGGGCAGUGGAUGCGGAGGGAGGGAGGUUACAGAGGCCCCUCUAUGCGCGGCCUGUGUGGUUGAGGCUGAGGUGGAUGAUGUGAGGGAGGAGAGCGUUGUGGUGAAAAGGGGACUCAGAAGGGUUGAGAGAGUGGAUGGGGGAUUGACGAGGAGGAGAUGGGAGGCUAAAGGUGACGAGAAGAACAGUGCUCAUCAAACUCCCGCCGGGGAGGCGUCACAAAAGACUGGCAGAGAUGGAGCAGACAGCGAAGGAAACAAGGCCAACAACAUGUCAAUCAACUUGGCAGAUCCUUCAGAGUCGGUCAUUUGGGUCGACAUCUUCGAUCCUAUCAACGGUCCAUCCUUCAAGCCGAGUCCCCUGAAGCCGAUCCCAUUGUUCAUGCAGCGAGCGCCAAAUCACGCUGUCAAACUUCAAAGCCAGCAACCGUCUGCCCUCGACAUUUACCUUCAGACUCCGCCUCACCUGCGAAAGCCCGCCUCCGCGCCGAGUUCAGUUUAUCCGCCUGUAUCACCAGCGAAGAGCCCAGAGCUGGCCUCAAAAGAUGCAUCUCAGCUCGCAGCCUCACUCCCUGUGGCACCAGCUUCUCGAUCACCAACCCCAUCUCGAAAACAAGCAUUCACCUUGGUCAAAGAGGAACCCCUGAAACGGCCUUCGUCGAGACUGGCCUCGCCACGUCGUCGCUCGGACAUCAACUCGUCGGGAUACUGCACACCUCCCGAAUACCCCGAUCAGGUGAUGCGGACACCUUACCCGCUGCCUUUGUCGACUAUCCGCGCCGCCAGCCCCUUGCCUUCGCAGCUCACGUCGCACAUGCAGCGGAUAGCGCACGCAGCACCGCAAUCAUCCGAGUACCUGGAGCGUUACCAGCCAUUGACGGCGCCGGUGCGGACGACAGAGGGGAGGAGACUGAGGAGGAUCCCCGCGAGCCUGAGCGAGGAGGGGUCUGUAAGAGGGAGAUCGGAACAGAGGAGUAGUGAUGUUGGUGACUGGGGGAGAGUUGGGGCUGAGCUGAAGAGGUUCUUUACAGGCCGGUGA